CAUUGUUAAUCCGCGUAAUAUCUAUGCCAAUAUUGGGCACUUUCCUUUUCCAGUUACUCCAACGGAGGACGGAUCUUGCGAUUGUAGCUGCCUGUGAUGGUUGGAGACGAAUCAGAUCGGCGGCGAGAGAAUCGAUGUGGGGUUGGAGCUGGUUGGAACGAGGGAUCGGAAGCUUCAUUAGAAGGGAUGCGGGCAGCGGCAGCAACAAUGGCGGCGCUUGGAUCUGGGGUACCGGAGGAAGCAAUGGGCGGUGGCAUGACGGCAUAGCGCUGGGCGUUACGGCCAUGGCUGGACUCGCCUUGGCCGCCACUUUGGUCAUCUCUUCCCGUAGAGGUGGCCUUAAAUCACCAUGGUCAGGAAAGAAAAGAAAACGUCCAUUAACAAGGCAGCAGUGGAAUACUUUCUUUUUACCAGAUGGAAAGCUUCGAGGAGGAGGUGUAAAAUUCCUAAAGAAAGUACGCAGUGGAGGAAUUGAUCCGAGCAUCAGGGCUGAAGUUUGGCCUUUUCUUCUUGGAGUCUAUGAGCUGAGCAGUUCAAGGCCACAAAGAAUUUUGACAGGAAUGCUAAACAGGAAAGAAUAUGAGAAACUACGGAAACAGUGUCAGCGCCUCACAAUACUUAGCAGGGAUGAUCACAAGGAGUUAAAAGCAGUAUUGGAUAGCCCAAGAUUUGUUCAGGGAUGUGAUUUUGUGUGUUCUGAAGAAGUUUAUGCUAAGGAGUCUGUCUCCAUUGGAGAAGGAUGCUCAAACAAAGAAAAUCUGGAGAAAUCAAUCAAAGAGGAAAGUCUUACCUCCACCAUAGCUAAUCAGGAUGGAGAGGAGAGGAGUAGCAUUACACAUUCAGAUGUACCUGAAGAUGGUGCAGUAUUAUCAGGCAGUGAAUCUUCCGUUGAAGAUUCAGAAACCUUGUUGAUCACUCGUGCAAAGCCUUCAAGAGAAAAUAAUCACAGAAUAACAGGAAUAGCUUCAGCAAAUAUAGACACUGUAAAUUCAAUUCGAACAAUCGAGGAUUUUGCCAUCUGGCAGCGUAUCAUCCGCUUAGACUCCAUCCGAGCUAACACAGAGUGGAUUCCCUACUCUCCAGUUCAAGCUGCAGUCUCUGAGGCCAGAGCUCUUAAGGCUGCUGCUGACGUUGGAUUGACAGACUAUGAGGACUUGGAACCAUGCAGAAUCUACCAUGCUACUCGACUGGUUGCAGUUCUUGAAGCAUAUGCACUUUAUGAUCCUGUGAUUGGGUACUGCCAAGGAAUGAGUGAUCUUUUGACUCCUAUUCUUUCUGUAAUGGAAGAAGACCAUGAGGCAUUUUGGUGCUUUGUUGGCUUUAUGAAGAAAGCCAGGCAUAAUUUUAGGCUUGAUGAGGUAGGCAUCAGGAGGCAAUUAAAUAUCGUAUCAAAGGUCAUCAAGUUCAAGGACCUCCAACUCUAUGAACAUCUGGAGAAGCUUCAAGCUGAAGAUUGCUUCUUUGUGUACAGAAUGGUGGUAGUUGUAUUUCGAAGGGAGCUCACGUUCCAGCAGACAUUGUGCUUGUGGGAGGCUAUGUGGGCUGAUCAGGCAGCAAUUCGGGCAGGUUAUGGUAAAUCAGCUUGGGGGAGGAUGAGGUUGCGAGCUCCUCCUACAGAUGACUUGCUACUCUAUGCCAUUGCAGCAUCCGUGUUGCAGAGAAGAAAGUUGAUCAUCGAGAGAUACAGCAGCAUGGAUGAGAUCCUACGAGAGUGCAACAGCAUGGCCGGGCAACUGGAUGUUUGGAAACUCUUGGAUGAUGCCCAUGAUCUGGUGGCCACUCUUCAUGACAAGAUUGAUUAAGACUCUUCUUGCUAGUUAGUACUCUUCCAGAUUUUUAGUUUCAAGUAAUUGUUUCAGCCAGUGUUUUACCCAUUCUAUAUAUUUUCCCCUAUUACCUAUCUUCACCCGAAUGAAUGAUCUCAUUGAAGCAUAUAAUUUGCUUGAACUCAGACCAGAUUUUGUAUCUUUCUCGUUCCUGAUGAAGUUCUGACAAGAAUGAGUCACAUAUUCACGUCUUUAAGAUAGCAUGUAAGACGAUGUUACAAUAGUUUAAUAUUGAUUAUUUCCA
Messenger RNA from Zingiber officinale, 2070 nucleotides. Its product is annotated as rab GTPase-activating protein 22-like. Lineage: Eukaryota; Viridiplantae; Streptophyta; Magnoliopsida; Zingiberales; Zingiberaceae. The transcript has 5 exons. Gene Ontology annotation, molecular function: GTPase activator activity. Gene Ontology annotation, biological process: activation of GTPase activity. The record is from RefSeq and is a predicted model, not a curated record. Bases 24 to 1802 code for a protein of 592 amino acids.